Messenger RNA from Kazachstania africana CBS 2517, 2454 nucleotides. RefSeq names its product anaphase promoting complex subunit 2 (gene APC2). The record is from RefSeq and is a predicted model, not a curated record. Gene Ontology annotation, cellular component: anaphase-promoting complex. The transcript has a single exon. Lineage: Eukaryota; Fungi; Ascomycota; Saccharomycetes; Saccharomycetales; Saccharomycetaceae. The coding region runs from base 1 to 2454 and encodes 817 amino acids.
AUGUCAGAUGAACAGAUUUUGCAUAUGAUGCUGCCCAACGCAAAAUUUGCGGAAGAUUUGGAUCGAUUGCUGUUGUGGCUAUCGCCUGCUGAACAUCAGUGUAAACCGCCAUCCUUGAGGAUAAAAAAAUCCAUUCAGAGGAUCAGAGAGUGUUUCCAACUUUCUAGUGAUUUCACCAAUUGUCUUGUGAAACUAUAUAUUGAUCUGAUUCGGUUUGAGUUUAUAUCGUACAUGAAGGAGAAUGCCAAUUGUUUGAAAUUUAAUGACGUGCUGAAAUUAGAAAACAGGAUUGAACACCCUCGUCUUUUCAUUCCAGAGCUGGAAUUUGAGUAUUUUAAGAAUCUCCAUAUGUUGAGGCACUAUUUAUUAGAUAGUGACAAAUCUUUUAAGACUGCGCUUUGUACAAGCAUAGAGAACUUGAUUAUGGAAGAUGAUUUUUAUUCUGCUACUAUAAUCCUAGAUUGGAUCGAUAGUGCAUAUUCCAUUGAUUUGUCACCAAAAGAUCUUGUCCUCGACAUGCUGGUGAAAAAGAUAGCAGGUAUUUGUAGUGGAUCAAUUCGGGGUUCAUGGACUAGAAGAUUCAUUGUCAUUGAGACAUUUAACGAUUUCAUAGAAGUCUAUUGGUCUCAUUUCGCCCAAUUGUUGAAAUGUCCAGAAAAUGACCAUGAGUUGACCAAGACCGUUUUUAAAUGCUUCGAAAGGGAAUUUAUUAACAUUAGAAUCAAUGAAAUUUUUGAAAUUUUCACUUCUGCAUAUCCUGAGUCAAAGCCUACAAUUUUAGAGCUAAGAAAGGUCAUGAAAGCUCCCAAGGAUUUACAAAGACUCACAUACACAUUUUUGGAUACAUUUAAGGAUGAAAUGUUGAACCCAUGUGUGACUACGAUCGAUGCACUAACGUCAUAUUUGAAAGCAAUCAAAGGGUUUCUGUUGUUGGAUCCUGCUGGUAGAUAUCUCAAUUUGGUCACAACAUUUGUCAAGCCAUAUUUCCAAGAUAAAUCUGAUCUUAUAAACAUUUUGCUAUAUGCAAUUUUGGAUUUGAAACCAAAGGAUUUUGAAGAUUUAAAUAUUUCUUAUAUUCCAGGAUUAAAUAAAUUAUCUCUAGAUAUGAGAGAGGAUCCAGAAUUUAGCAUUGAAAAUGUUGAGCCAAAUGAUAAUAAUUACAAGCGAACUGUUCCAAACUUAGAAAGCAUCGGCGCCAAUUCUUUGCAUGAUAAAGGUACAUUGAUUCAGGAUCACAUCAUGAAACAAUUCAUGAUGUGGGUGCCCGAGCCAAAUAUGAACAAUUUGGAAAAUGACCAUGAUAAUGGCAACGAUUUUGAAGAGGAUAACAAUGAUGUUACUGCCGUCAACUCCAUUUUCUAUAAUGUCAAUCUUCUAGAUAUCCUGUUGGAUUUAUUUGAAUCGAAGGAAAUAUUUAUUGGUAAAUUUGUUAACUUACUGACUAUAAAGUUCUUCAAACUACAAAAUUAUAGAGUGGAUCCAAAUUGGCAAAAAUGUCUUGAAUUAAUUAAUUCCAAAUUCAAUAGCUCCAAUAUAUCAAUGGACGAGAAAAUGGAGGAAGAUGUAGCUAUUGGAACGGUAAACCCUACAAACGAAAAUUAUGUGGAUGAAAAACGGAAAACUAAUGCUUCUAAUGACAUGGAAGAGAUUCAAAUAAGUUUGAACAAGAUUGAAGUCAUGCUAAAUGACAUAAGACACAGCGAAAAAUUUUCAUUCCAAAUAAGUUCUGAACUUAAUCGUUAUGGACUUCGAUCAAACAACGUGGGUAUUAAACCAAAAUUCAUUUCACCAUUGUAUUGGGAUUAUGAGGAUAAUGAACUGGGGGUCAACAAUUUUUUGAAGGAGAAUGUAUUUGAUGAGGAGUGUACAAAAGCUAUACUACAAUAUGCGUCUGAAUAUUGCUCGAUAAAUAAAGGUUUCGCCUUACACUACUGUAAAGGCAAAGAAAUGAUCGAAGUCGAAAUAUCGUUUAAUGACGGUGCAAUCAAAGGAUUUCUAGUUAAUGCAAGCCAAUACUACGUUUUGACACUUUUCGAUACCGGCAAUGAAAAACUUACGAUUGAGAGUAUCUUAACUGCAGGUGAGGCCAAAAGAUCAAAGAAUGAAAUCAUUGAUGCUUUGAAGUUUUGGGUAGAGAAAAAUGUGUUAGUGUAUGAAGGUGGAUAUUACUACAGCCGAGACCUACACAGUAUUGAAAAUUCCAAGGGCAACACAACAACCAGAACAGAUGACCUCCUGGUGAAAGAAGCGUUGCCGUACAUAAAGACCAUGCUCGAGAGUUUUGGUAACCUGAGUGCUAGUAGGAUACAGAAUUUUUUGAAAGCUACUUUGCCAGCAGCUCAGGACAGCGACCACAUAAUAACUGAUAUUCACUCAGUUUUGGAUACUCUUGUUUCCGACGGUAUUUUGUUUAAAAACAGCAGCGGCUCUUAUAAAUUGGCCGACGAAACGUGA